Molecule: messenger RNA, 1227 nt
Organism: Symbiodinium sp. CCMP2592
Lineage: Eukaryota; Dinophyceae; Suessiales; Symbiodiniaceae
Source: the annotation of a GenBank genome assembly
AUGCAACAACCUCCACAAGACAUGUGGACUGCGGUGUGGCGCGUCGCACGAGGGGUCCUGAGCGCCCUGGGCUUCACGGCCCUGGGCACAGGUGUUGGUGCUGGGCUGGGCGGCGUCCUCGGCCGCCUCCUCGGUGCUGUCUUCACGUUUGGCACCUCGCUAGUGGCAGCGCCGUUGCUGGGAGCUCUUCUAGGUGGGGCUUUCGGUUGCUUCCACUGCAUCAGGUACUAUGCGGGCUGUUUAGAGAGCCUACUUCUGUACCAUCCACGCCGGUAUGUCGACAAGUCGUUUUUGGACAUCACCUGGGAUGUUGCAGAUGUGCGGUAUACUUUGGAACCGCUGGACUACGAUCUUCCCGGCUCCGGCACGCAGACGGUUUACCUUCUGAAGCCGUCUGGACCUGUCCGACGUCUUUGGGUCUUCUUUGGGGGGAAUGCCAUGCUGGCUGCUGACUGGCUAGCCUUCUGUGACCACAUCUUCACCGCCGUGGAUGCUGGGAAGGGGGAGACCGAGGUUGCUUUCCUUCUGGUCGACUACCCUGGCUACGGCCGUAACAAAGGUGAAACUUCCCCGGAGUCUGUGCUCAGGACCUCCGUGUUGGCCGUGGGAGCAGCCCUGCGGCAUCUUUCCGCUGAGGAUGUCUCUGUGCACCUCCUCGGACACUCCCUGGGGGCGGCUGCUGCCUCGCAGUUGGCAUCAUCCUGGGAUGCCUCGCUGCUACCUGCGGAGCUGAGACCGACACAAGAACCAGGGACGCUCUUGCUCUCUGCACCCUUCCUGGACAUCCCUGAGAUGGCAGCACAGCUGCUCCGUCUUGUGCUGCAGCGGCUACUGCCCGCCGGAUACUCGCUGUUGCUGGAGGUGGCACCAUUGCAAGAGGCGCAGCUGGAAAAGCUGCAGCCAGCGUGGCAGCGCUUUAGCGAUGCAGUGGCCAGGUAUGGGCGCCCGGCAUUGGUGGCGUUACUGCGGCCAAUUGUUCCGCACCGCUGGAACAAUGUCCGCGCCGUGAAGAAAGCGGCAGAGGCGGGCUGGAAGGUUCAUGUGCUCCACGGGGCUCAGGACGAGCUGAUACCGCCCGAGAUGGGUCGUCAGCUAGCAAGCCUCGCCUGUGAGGCUAUGGGCAGCAGCAGCCGCGUCUUUGAGGAAAUCCCGAGAGCAGGCCACAAUGACGUGGUGUCCAAGGGCUUCGAGUCCUAUGUGAAGGUCAUGGGCUUGCUGAGGAGCUGA